UUCAAACCGAAAGUUAAAUUUGUGACGAUAGAAACUUUGGAACAUGACUUUUAUGAAAACAAAGAGAUUAAAAUGGUAGGAACUUUAUAACACUGCAGAAGAUGGCCACAAGUACAACUAAAGCACAAGACGUUAUCUUGUGUCACCUCUGUGACAGGAGACCCGCCCUUCUUCACUGUAAUCCCUGUCAGGUCAACUUAUGUGAAGAAUGCGUCGGAAAACACUAUAUGACGUCAUCAUCCUCUAAUCACGAGAUUGUCAAAUACCGAGAGAGAAAAUUCCAUCUUUCAUUUCCAAACUGCAAAGCCCAUAGUGGCGAAAAGUGUACUGUUAGGUGCCAAAAUUGUGAUGUAGAAGUUUGCUUUAAAUGCCUCUGUGGCGACCAUAAUGGUCAUAGAAUUAUCGAAAUAAAGGACAUUGUUAAUGAAAAGAAAAAGCUUAUGGAAAAAGACGCAGCUUAUCUAAAAGACGAUAUUAUUCCAAAAUUUGAAAAUGCGGAUGCAGAAAUAGAAUCCAAAUUAGCUGCUUUAAAUGCUAAAUGUGACCAAUUAGAAGAACUAGUCACAGAACAUGGAGAAAAUUGGCGGCGAUGCAUUGAAGAAAUCGUGGAGAAAAACAAGAAAGAUAUUGCAGAAAUGAGAGAAAAUGGCAUUAAAAAAUUAAAAGAAUACCAGAAGGAAAUCAAAAAUGUUCUUGCAAGCCUAAAUGAAAUUGCUCUGAAAAACAAAAAGAUUUCUCAGUCCAUUGACAUUAGUCACAUCGCAAAAUAUGAAAGUAAUAUUCAGAAGUAUCCGAAGAUUCCCUUACAAAUUGAUCUAGAACUACCGGCUUUCGUUUCCAAGGACACAGAUAAAGGUAAACUUUACCAAUAUUUUGGAAAAUUAAUAGAACCCAAAAUACAAACAGAAUCUAUAUACAGAUCAGAUGUAUCCAACGAACUCCUAGACGAAGCUGUAGAAAUCGCAUCCUUCCACACUGGAAUAACAGAGUUGAUGAGGAUGGCAUGUUUGAAUACAGAGGAGGUGUGGAUAUCUGGGCAGAAUAUUAAAACCAUCACUCGUUUCAAUUUACAAGGUUCUAAACAGGAGACUGUUACCUCUACUUGUCGAAAUCAUCCUAGUGACAUUUCAGUUUCAAAUAAGGGGCAUCUGCUGUACACUGAUAGAGUAAAUCAAGUAAUUACUGAUGUUCAUCAGACAACAGCACAGAUCAGAGCACCACACGGAUGGGAACCAGUAGGACUGUGUUGUACACAAUCAGGUGAUUUACUGGUCAGUAUGCGUACAUUUAAUUAUAAACAUUGUAAGAUUGUCCGUUACGAAGGUCAAACAAUAACGCAGGAGAUAGAGAAGGACGACCAAGGUAAUCCACUAUUUAAAGAUGGAGAUAGGAUGCUGUUUGUAACAGAAAACAACAAUGGGGACAUAUGUGCCUCUGAUUGCAAUGCUGGUGUAGUCGCUGUGGUGAACAAGGCAGGAAAAAUACGAUUUUUCUAUAAUGGACAACAAACGAUGAAGAAUCAGUUUAAACCUACCAGUAUUGUCACAGACUUUGCUAGUCGUAUAAUAGUAAAGGAUAAUGGAAAUUCCUGUACCCAUAUCAUUGAUCAGGACGGUCAGUUUCUUCUUAGUCUGGCUUUCUGUGGAGCACUGAGUUUGGACACAGUGGGACGACUGUGGGUGGGGGAGUUUGAGAGUGGAAUUGUAAAUGUCAUGAAAUAUACAGAAUAAAUGUUUUGAUUUCUAUAAGGAAUCUUUUUUGCAAAUAUUA
Saccostrea cuccullata (small rock oyster) is the source of this 1770-nucleotide messenger RNA. RefSeq names its product E3 ubiquitin-protein ligase TRIM71-like. The coding region runs from base 102 to 1730 and encodes 542 amino acids. The transcript is spliced from 2 exons. Gene Ontology annotation, molecular function: ubiquitin protein ligase activity; zinc ion binding. NCBI's taxonomy places the organism in Eukaryota, Metazoa, Mollusca, Bivalvia, Ostreida, Ostreidae. The record is from RefSeq and is a predicted model, not a curated record.